This is a messenger RNA of Plodia interpunctella (Indianmeal moth), 3922 nucleotides long. It is a transcript of the gene wus, whose product is annotated as wurst. The transcript is spliced from 6 exons. NCBI's taxonomy places the organism in Eukaryota, Metazoa, Arthropoda, Insecta, Lepidoptera, Pyralidae. The coding region runs from base 246 to 1358 and encodes 370 amino acids. Gene Ontology annotation, cellular component: membrane. The record is from RefSeq and is a predicted model, not a curated record.
UCGGGUCGGCCAACUGACUGAAUGUCGUCGUCAUGUCAUGCAAGCACACCAACCAAAAUUAAUUUAUUGGCGUUUGAAGAUUUAUUUUUAAUUUAAAAUAUAAUUGUUUUUAAUUAAACAGUGAUGGCAUUAUCGUAAUUUGAGUAACAAUAAUAUUAUUAUAUUCAGUGUUUAAAUUUAUAUAUAAUAUUUUUUAACAACAAAUUGCCACGUAGUUAUUCUUUCGACGACAGUUUCUUUACAAAAUGGGUGUAAAAGAAGCCAGCAUGCCGAGUAAGAAGUCUAUUUUGUGGGCCUACGUUCUUUGGCUCUUCGGCGGCAUAUUUGGGCUGCACCACUUUUAUUUACGUCGCGACAGGCAUGCUUUUGUAUGGUGGACAACUCUUGGUGGUUUUGGCGUAGGUUGGCUUGGAGAGGUGCUCCGGAUCCCCCGAUAUGUCAGAGAUGCGAAUGAAGAUCCUAAGUACAUGCAAGACCUGAUAAAUAGGAUGAAGACGAACAAGAAGCCUCCAUUCUCGAUGAACCGCUUCACCGGGAUGCUGAUGGUCGGCUACUCCUGGGGCCAGAUGAUGAUGCUCGCAGUCCCGCCCGAUGAGGUUUGGGGUAUCAACUUCAGAUACCUCAACUACCUGAUACCGUUGGUGGCUGCUCUUGGAGUAUGGGUAGUGGGCAACAUCGGCCGUGAACAGGGUAGCCUCAAGUGGCCUCUUCUAGCUGCCUACGUUACAUAUCCAGUGCGCUAUUACGUCUACGAUGAGACAGUAUGGUUCACCCUCAUGGUUCUGGCUGCUGCUUUGGUCUUCGACACCUUUUCUAAGGAGUGGCGGAGGACACCGAGGAGGCAUCAUCUUGCGAAGCGUGUGGCGGUGCUAGGUUUGUGCGCCUGUCUCUACUUGUCCCUGUGGUGCAGUUACCUGUACUUCCACGGCACCAUAACGGACAGUGAGGGCGAUGAGGUGCCGGUAUAUGAGGCGUUACACCACUUCUUCACCAGCCCUUGGUGGUUAGACGUGAAGCAGUGCUUGUACGACACGUACCAAUAUGCGCAACAUCACGGCUGGUACGAGGUGUGGAAGCAGAUCAUCGAACUGUCCGACCCUCACGGCGAACAGAACGCUUACAAGGUUCUCGGACUAGGUCCAGAAGCUAGUCAGCAAGAGAUCACAUCCACCUGGCGUCGCCUCUCCCGCGAGAACCACCCUGACAAGGUCAAGGACCUCAGCCAGCGUCGCGCGGCUCAGGAACGCUUCAUGGAAAUACAACAGGCGUAUGAAAUCCUCUCCAACAGCAAACACAGGAGGAACAGACGAAAUAAAAAGGAUAACACUGAACGCGCCGACGAAAAGAUCGAGUUGUAAGUUUAUAUGAGUUCUUUAAGUGGCCGAUAUAUCCCCUGCACACUAGUGCUCCCAUCAUUUUUCAUAGAUUUUUUUAGUCAACUGUGACCACUUACUAUAAAUUAUAAUACUUUCUUAUAACAUUCUUUUUGCGGCAUAAUGUUAUUUUUCGCUAUGAAAUAAUAUUAAUUUGCUAAAAAUGUGAUGGUGGCUCUAGUGCGGCUAGAUACGGCCUUAAGUAUUCCGUAACGCCAAAAUAAUAUUCAAAGACUGGAAUGUUUCACUAUAUUUCGUUUUCAUAUGAAUGUCCUAUUUUUGCUAGUGUGUGUGUAGCUAGGUGUCUUGGAUACUAUAUCGAAUAUGGCUAAACUAUCAGAAUAUAAAUAGCUAAAUAGAUUCAAAUUUAUUAAAUUGUAAAAGUAAUUUGUAUUUAAAAUGCGUGCGUUUUGCGAAUCAGUGACUGCGCUACAAAAAUCUCAUAGAAUUUAAAAUCAUUGCUUCAUUGUCUAGGCGGGAGCUGUCAACGUGUUAAUUGUAUGUAGAUAAUAAUAUUAUGGCGAAAAUACACGCGCAAGUAGCUUGUACACUUGUGUGCCAGCUACUGGCACAUCUAACUGUCUGUCAAUAUCAGUUACGUCAAGUUUACGAUGCAAGCUUCUAUUUUUCUAUAGCUUUAUCAGAUGUUUUUAUCUACACAACGAUUUUUUAACACAUGUCGUUUCUGAAGACUUUAUAUUAAAAGUUCAUAAUAAAAUCAUAAUACGCGAAAGGCUAGAAGAUUACUCUUGUCUAGUUAACGUAUAAAUACAAUUUAUAGAAUAAACUAAUGAUAUCUUCUAUUUCAAAUCUGCUCGAGUUUUGGAACAAAUGAAAUAUGUAGAAGUAGAUAAAAGACAUUUUAAAACAAUUAUUUAGUCUUCAAAUUUAAAUACUAUAGUAGAAGAGAAGAAUACUAUAGUUAAAUUGUCACUAACAAUUAAACUAGUAAACAAUCUUUAAUACAAAUAUAUCAAAUGGAAGUGUUUGUCCGUUAUGUAUUAAUAAUAACUGUACUGUUGUAAAAUCUCAUUUGGUGUAAACGUAUCUUUAAAAAGUAGCUAAUACUAUAGCCUAAUUGGAAUACAAAAAUAUAUAUAUUUUUGUCCAAAGGAAAUUUUACGGGGCCUAAAACAAAUUUUGUUUUAAAAAAUCACAUUCCACUUAAUUAUUUGUUUAUAUUAAUAAUUAUUUGUUAUUUUAUUAUCUUUAUAGCGAUUUUUUAAAUGUAUUAUAUUUUUUAGUAUUUUGAAUUGAUGUAUAAAUGAAUUUGAAUCUUAUAAAUGAUCUGAUCUUUUCUUUUUUGUCCAGACCAAAUGUUUGAAGUCGAAAAGAUGCAUUUACUAUGCCAAAUUAUUUUCUUAAGGUAGUGUAAAGUAAAUUUUCUUCAAUUGAAUAAUUUAUUUUAAUAGAUUAGUUUUAAUAAUUCUUUAGUAGAAAGUUAAUAUUUGUAUUUUCAUUGCGUAAUUAGGUAUAAUCUGUGCAUGAUACCUAUAUGUUCUCAUCACCAUUAUUCGCAGGAUGUUGUCUAUUUUCUAUGGAGAAUGCAAACUCGUGAUGAAAAACAACGCUAAAAAACUUUGGAUUUUAAAAUAAAAUUACCAAUUUAGUAACAAUAUUCGCCUUUAUAAAAAAAAUUUUAAAAUACAGUGGCAAUAAAGCAUAUUACGUUUCUUUAAUAUAAAUCGCACAGAUUAAACUGUUUUAAAUAUUCUACGUUCGAAUCCGAAUAAGUAAAUUUUGAAAGAAGUUGUCGUAUAUCUUACUGUCCCUUUUUUGAUAAUAUUUAUGUACAGACACAGUGCUGGUAUAGGCCUCUUGUCCAUUUGUCUCAAAAAGCUUAAAAAAAUACAUAAAUUAAAAUAAUAUAAAACUAUGAUUAAGCGCCGUGGUUUUAGACAUAGUUCUCAGUGUUGUAUGGAUCACUGAGCUUGUUCCGCCCCUGCUAUACACUGUCGGUAAAGUUUAAACUUUAGCGAACGACGUACAUUGCUGGUUUUUCUCGCGGUAGCAUACAAAGCCAGCAUGCAAAGUACGCUAAGUACAUUCGUUCGUGUGGGCAUUUGUCGGCACCACGGGGACAAAAUACUUGAUGCCAGCUUCAUUGUCGCCGAACACAGUGCAUAUUUACCGCAAUAAGAAAACCAGCAAUGUAUACUGAAUCUGCAGAAGUUUGGCAAACUGUUCGAUGACAGCGUGGAGCCGGCAUAAAGCGUAACUGCGUUUCCAUGGACAAGUGGCCUAUGAGUUAAUGUUUUUUAAUUUUUUAACAUUCAGAAUUGUAAUGCGUAAUAUAACUGAGCCCCGUAAUCAUUAUGAUUCUAUGUCACCAUGUUAUGUCUUUUUUUUCAUAUUCCAAGUAUAAUUUGAUCAAAACGGGCGCGGAGAUAAAAUUAAGUUGUGAAAAAUAAUUAUAAAUCCGUCCAGUUAUAUGUACCUACUUAUUUGAUUUAUUGAGAUAUGUAAGUACAUUUGUAUUUUUGUACGUAUUAUUUAUGUUAGUAAGUAGUAUUAAUGUAUUAUUUAUAAUAAAUAUUAUUUUACUUAUA